CUGCACAUGGGCAGAGUCAAAAACAGAAGUGCAAUCAAGACCACCGGAACACGGGCCUUGAAAGCCAAAAACCCUUCUUCCCCCACCCCCGUGCCGUGAGUGAGUCCCUGAAAGAACUCGGCCGAGCCAAAACACCAGUCGAGAGAAACCCUGUCCACCAUACCUCCAUUAUUCUUGGACGAGCAGGGGAAUCAAGCACAAUGCCGUCCGCCAGAGCCGUCGCCCUGCCCCCCUGCACCAUACUGCUGCUCCUCCUGCUCGUCCCCUGUGCCGAGGGACAACCGCCGGAGGCGACGCCGCCGAGGGGUUUGGCGAUCGAGCAGAUCCUGUCCAAGAACGGGUGCGGCGCCUUCGCCGGCCUCGUCGCCGCCACGGCCGGCGUGAGCCAGGUGCUCCGCGAGCAGAGCGAGGCGGGGCUCACGGUCUUCUGCCCGGGCGACGACGCGGUGGCGGCGUUCCUCCCGCGGUUCCGCAACCUCACCGCCGGCGGCCAGGCCUCGCUUCUUCUGUACCACGGAGUGGCGGCGCGCUCCUCCGAGGUGGAGCUCAAUUUGUACGAAAGCCUCGGGGAAAUCGCGGUGCGGACGCUCGAUAGGGGGCGCUGGGGCGACGGCAUGCUCACCAUCUGCAGCUGCGAAGGCACCAUGAGGCUCUCUUCGUCGCCGUCGUCGUUCGGAACGCCGGACGAGGCCAGGGUCACCAACACGGUCGUCUACAACAACCGCCUCACGCUCCACCUCAUCGACGCCGUGCUGGUUCCGGGAGCGCCGGCGGUGUUCGACUACUCGGAGAGCUUAGUGACCGCUUGCUUCAUACUCGGGCUCGUCACGUUAGUCUUGGGGUCGUGUGCACUUCGUGCCAUUUGUUCGUGACCGCUUGCGUGCCUCUCCUCCCCUCCAUCGUCGUUCCCUCGCAUUUCUGAUUCAGGUGCAAGCUUUCACGGUCGGAUCUGCGUCCUUGAUUCACGCAAUGCUGUUCAGCAGAGCGGGCAAAGGGCACGUUCAGUUCAUGUAUCCCAUGGUCGUCAUUUUGCACGGUGUAGGUCUGUGACUUCUAAAACUAGCAUCUCCUGUGCUUGCGUGUUCCCUAAAUAAUUGUAAUUGGACGAGCAAGUUUUUCUGUGUGUUAGUGUAGCUUUUUCUAUCUGCAUCCUUCUAUACCUAAAUAAUUGUAGUUGGACUCUAUGUGUAUUAGUGUAGCUUUUUCUAUCUGUAUUAGUGUUCAGUUGAUUACUUUUGGAAUUAGACUUCAUGUGAUGCAAGAAAAUGUUAUUGGCCAUGAAUUCUUCUGUA
Hordeum vulgare subsp. vulgare (domesticated barley) is the source of this 1292-nucleotide messenger RNA. RefSeq names its product fasciclin-like arabinogalactan protein 2. Lineage: Eukaryota; Viridiplantae; Streptophyta; Magnoliopsida; Poales; Poaceae. The record is from RefSeq and is a predicted model, not a curated record. The transcript has 2 exons. The coding region runs from base 201 to 872 and encodes 223 amino acids.